Molecule: messenger RNA, 978 nt
Organism: Penicillium malachiteum
Lineage: Eukaryota; Fungi; Ascomycota; Eurotiomycetes; Eurotiales; Aspergillaceae
Product: mitochondrial 37S ribosomal protein uS9m
Exons: 2
Coding region: 1-978 (325 amino acids)
Biological process (GO): translation
Cellular component (GO): mitochondrial small ribosomal subunit; ribosome
Molecular function (GO): RNA binding; structural constituent of ribosome
Source: RefSeq, a predicted model, not a curated record
AUGGCUCGCCACACACCCAAUGGCAUUGUCCAAGCAAUGCAAUCAUUGCGAAUUAGCAAUUCAUUAGCAUCACGUCCUAAUAUCCCUUCUCUUCGUUAUGCCGCUCGCAAAUAUGCAACCGAAGUCCAACCCGAAUCCGCAACCGAGACCGCGAUCGAGACCGAGAUCCAGAUCGAGGCCGAGGCUUCAAUGCAGACACAAAAAGUGAAGGCUGCCCCGGCAAUCAACUUCGAGAAAUUCAACAUCGCUCCUGCCCGUAUCAUUCCCGCAUCUCCCUCCUACUUCUCCGGCAGUCCGCGAUUCAUCGACCAUGUUCUCCGUCUGGAGGCCCUAAAAGCCAAAUUCGCUCACCUACCCAUCGUUGAUGCGGCGGAGGCACCCCGUAUGGCUUGGCUCAAGCUUGCACAGUUCCGUGAUUUCGUCGGCGAGCCUGUGCCUGUCAAGAAAUACAAGAGUUUGCUCAAGAUUCUGCAGCAAAUGAACCGUAUCGCGCCGGAUAUGGUUCCCGGGGAAGUGCGUGAGUCACUGACUGCCUUCCUGCGACCCGGUAACCCAUACUCCACACAACAUUCUCCGCGCGAGGUGGAUGAGAUGGGUCGUGCGCGAGCCAAGGGCAAGCGUAAGGAGUCGACUGCUGUGGUGCAGUUGGUGGAGGGCGAAGGCGAGGUUCUUGUGAACGGCAAGAGCUUGGUGGAGGUUUUCCAGCGUCUGCAUGAUCGUGAGAGCGCUCUGUGGCCUCUGCGAUGUGUUGAUCGUCUUGAUAAGUAUAAUGUUUGGGCUACGGUGCACGGUGGUGGUGUGACGGGUCAGGCUGAGGCUAUUACCUUGGCGAUUGCGAGGGCAUUGUUGCUGCAUGAGCCAGGCCUGAAGUCCUCAUUGCGGAAGGCUGGUGUCAUCACUGUCGAUGCCCGUCGUGUGGAGAGAAAGAAGGCGGGUCACGUCAAAGCUCGCAAGAUGCCCACCUGGGUCAAGCGUUAA